Molecule: messenger RNA, 1819 nt
Organism: Mytilus californianus (California mussel)
Lineage: Eukaryota; Metazoa; Mollusca; Bivalvia; Mytilida; Mytilidae
Product: alpha-L-fucosidase-like
Exons: 8
Coding region: 190-1587 (465 amino acids)
Biological process (GO): glycoside catabolic process; fucose metabolic process
Cellular component (GO): lysosome
Molecular function (GO): alpha-L-fucosidase activity
Source: RefSeq, a predicted model, not a curated record
GUGCUAUUUUUAGUUGUUUACAUAUCAGCUAUUUCAUUGUCCUGAUCAGGAAAUUUAAAGGCAUUAAUACUUUCAUAUUUCCACUAAAGGAUAUAAUUGUAGUCGUUUGUGAAGGAUAAUUGUGGUCGUUGGUGAAAUCUUAUGGUGGACUGACUACAAGGCAACAUUUACACAGCUGCUAGUUAAAACAUGUAUAUACGAAUUGGGUUUUACGUAACUUCUUUUUUACUGUUCGUUUGCAUUGCUUAUACAUCAUGUACAAGAUAUGAACCGAACUGGGAGUCGAUAGACUCACGACCACUACCGGGCUGGUUCGAUGAUUCCAAGAUUGGUAUUCUAAUUCAUUAUGGUGUGUUUUCAGUUCCUUCGAUCUUAUCUGAAUGGUUCGUGGAGCAGUGGUUAGGAUGGAAAAGUCCUAUUCUAGUAAAAUUCAUGAAACAGAAUUAUCGACCCGAUUUUACUUACGCAGAUUUUGCAUCACAAUUAACAGCAGAGUUUUUCGAUGCAAAAGAAUGGGCUAAUUUGUUGAAACUUUCUGGAGCUAAGUAUGUAGUAUUAACGGCCAAACAUCAUGAAGGUUAUACCAUGUGGCCUUCCAAUUAUUCCUGGAAUUGGAACAGUAUGGAUGUCGGCCCCAAAAGAGAUAUUGUUGGUGAGCUUGCAGACGCCAUUAGGGAGAAUACAGACAUCCAUUUUGGACUCUACCAUUCCUUAUUUGAGUGGUUUAAUCGACUUUAUUUGCAAGAUAAGGCAAAUGAUUUCAAAACACAAAAUUUUGUUGCUGCUAAAACAAUGCCAGAACUGUAUGAGAUCGUCAAUAAGUACAAACCGGAAAUAAUAUGGUCAGAUGGUGAUUGGGUUGCUAAUGACACGUACUGGAACUCAACAAACUUUCUUGCUUGGCUCUAUAAUGACAGUCCAGUUAAAGACUAUGUUGUCACCAAUGAUAGAUGGGGUUUCAAUGACAAAUGUAAACAUGGAGGGUUUGUUAAUUGUGGAGACAAAUUUAAUCCAAAGGUACUACAUGAGAGAAAAUGGGAGAAUGUGAUGACAAUAGAUAAACAUUCUGCUGGAUACAGAAGGAAUUCUAAACUUGCGGACUAUUUUACUAUAAAUGAGCUUUUGACACAGGUCGCUCAAACAGUCAGUUGUAAUGGAAAUAUAUUGAUUAAUAUCGGAAUAACCAAAGAAGGGACAAUCUCUCCAUUAUAUCAGGACUAUUUGUUAAAACUCGGUGGAUGGCUUGAAGUCAACGGAGAAGCCAUUUAUGGUUCUAGACCCUGGCUAUAUCAAAAUGACACUGUGAAUAAAGACGUUUGGUACACGUCCAAAAAGAUCGGAUCAGAUGUUUUCGUGUAUGCAAUCAUGCUAUCCUGGCCGAAAUACAACAACACGUUAGUCCUUGGAUCCAAAAUUCAGACCUCAACUACAACUGUUAUCAACAUGUUAGGUUAUGAUGCCAAUUUUUCCUGGAGACCAAACGAAUAUGGAGGAAUUAAUGUUACUAUACCAGCAAUACCUAUUAAUAUGUUACCGAAUCGAGAUGCAUGGGUACUCAGGAUAUCUGGACUGCAAAAACAAUUCUAAAUUUAAUUUCUUUAAAUUUGAAUAACAUGUUUUCAAUGUUUUGUCCAGUUAAACAUCCUCAGUUUUGUAUAACUUUUUUUCCAAGUCUUUGUUAUUGUUUUUAAAAUACAGUCUUCAUCAUGUUGUCCUUUAUGCUACAUGUACCUACUUAAAUCUUUUUUUCUCUAAUUUGAAUAGAUGGUAUAUUAAAAAAAUAAUCAUAACCUGUUUAUUAAAGAUUUAUUAUUAUAAU